Thamnophis elegans (Western terrestrial garter snake) is the source of this 4356-nucleotide messenger RNA. RefSeq names its product Fanconi anemia group G protein-like. Gene Ontology annotation, cellular component: Fanconi anaemia nuclear complex. The coding region runs from base 1 to 1911 and encodes 636 amino acids. Gene Ontology annotation, biological process: interstrand cross-link repair. Gene Ontology annotation, molecular function: protein binding. The record is from RefSeq and is a predicted model, not a curated record. NCBI's taxonomy places the organism in Eukaryota, Metazoa, Chordata, Lepidosauria, Squamata, Natricidae. The transcript has 14 exons.
AUGGCGGGCGACGGCUGCUUGGCCUUGUGGCGGGCGGAGAACGACCGGCUGGCCCGGCACUGGCGGAGGGCGACGCGCCUUCCCGGCCCGGCCCCGGAUCCGUUCGCGGAGCUGCUGAGGGAGAUUCAAGGGCUCCCGGCCGCCCUGCCGAGCCUUCCCGUGGAGCUGGCCGUCCUCUGCAACGCCCUGCCCGCCCAGAUGCGCCCUCCCGGCGGCUGCCCCCGGCGCGCCUCGGCCUGGAUCGAGCGGGGACUCCGGCGGGUGCUGGAAGCUCGUGCGGCCACCGAGGAGGGUCUCGCCUCCGGGGAUCUCUGGCCGAGGGUCCUCCGGCAGGCCUCGCCCGAGGAGCUCCGGGCCCCCUUGCACCACCUGGCUGCCCUGCAGGCGGCCUCCUGGCUGGCCGAGCAGCAGCUGGAGAGAGCCCGGGAGCUGCUGCGGCUCCUCAGCGGUGCCCAGAUGCCGGACUCUCCUUGCGUUGGUUGUGACAGUGCGCUCCUUUCCCUGCUGCAGAUGUGGCACCCCCAUGAAAGGGGAGAGUCUGACCCCCUGGUGGUACAAACCAUCGGAGACUUGAAAGAGAUUCUGUGGACCUCAGCUGCCUUCUUGCAAGGUGUUCAGGAGCUGGAAGGUGACAACCCCCAUGGUACCCUUCCUUUCCUCCAAGCAGCUCUGUCCGGGCUGUGUUCUAAGCGGGUCCUCGCCCAGAUCUUCACCUUGAUGGGAAGCUGCUACUGGAAAAUAGGCAAGCCACACACAGCGCUGCAGUAUCUGAAGCAGGCCCUGGAGGUGGACUGCACCUUCCUGCCGGCCUUGUACCAAGCAGCUCUCUUGUACCACCAACUGGGACUCACCGAGGCCGAACUGGAGGUUCUGCUGCUGCUUUGUCAGGCUUUGGAGAGUCCCCCACAGGUAGCCCUGGAGUCCCACGACCCCCAUUUCCUCAUCCGAACAGAGCUGCUCAUCAGCGGAUGCCGUCCGGCUGCUUUCCUUGCCCCAAGCUGCCCAUCAGGAGUGAAAUACAUGCUGGCCAAGAGGUGUUUGCAGGCAGAGAGGGCAACAGAGGCUGCAGAGCAUUACCUGGACUUUCUGGCGCUCUUUCAGGAAGGACCUCUUCCCCAGGUGUCUCAGUGUAGUGAGCCAGCUGUGCCCAGAAUUCCAGAGGUCUUCCUGGAAGCGGCCUCUGCUCUGGAGGAGGCAGCCAGGCACCAGGAAGCCGUCGUGGUGUGCGAAGAGGUGGUCUCCCACACAAGCAGGCUGGUCCCGGCCAAACUCUGCAUUGUGCUGGGCCAGAGUUCUGGAAAGGAGCCCGCGGGGGCGGAGAAGUCCUCCUUGGCAAAAUCUGCUGCUGCUGUCCUGGAAGAGCAGAGGGAGAGCCUGCGCUGUGUCCUCUGGCAAGCGGCCGCCCACUUGAUCCAGGGCUGGGCAAGAGCCCGGCUGGGAGAAACCAAGGAAGCCAUAAACGGCUUCAGCAGGUGUCUUAAUGAUCUCCUGAGAAUCCAUCUGGUCAGCACAGGCAGGGCUGAACCAGAAGGAGAGCAGAUGGCCGUACCUGAAGCAGAGCUACUCCCCCAAAUCAGACUCCUGGCCUUGACAGGAAGAGGAAUCCAGUUUCUGGAGCUGGGGAGGUUCAAAGAAGCGUUGAUGGAUUUUCAGUACAGCCUGCAGGUCUCUCCAGACAGCUGCGCCUCUACCUUGUACUUACUGCACACCCUCUGGAAACUUGACCGGAAGCAGGAGGUGGUUGCGCACUGGCCGAAGUUCCCAUCAGAAUCUGGCUUGAUGGGGGGAAACGCAGGCAGAUCUCCCCCACUCUACCUGCGAUCGUGCGUGAAACAGACGGAGUUUCCUCGCAGGGAAUCCUUUGCCAAGGAUAUAAAAAGCUACCUCGGGGAGAAGGGCCAGGUGCUUUAAUGCUACGGUGGCUUCUUUUGCCAGCUUUACUCUCAGAUGCUUCUCUCCCUCCCGAAAGGGCUUCUCCAGAGUUCACUGUCGCCCGUGGGAAGAAGGUGACGCUUUCUGAGUUCCUGGGGGUGGGGUGGGGGGCAACGGCGUGGGAAGGGUGGCCUUUCUUAAUGGCAGAAAAGGGUGCUCUUGCUCCCACAUGAAUAUCUCUGCCAGAAUGCUCUGGCUCAUGGAGCUGGCUUGUAUGACUCAGGAGGGCUUCGUGCUCAACGGGAAGUGGGGAAGAGCCCCAGGCGCAGAGGCCGCGGCGGCUCCCCUUGGCGAUGUGAUCCUCAACCCCUGCAGCAGUUCAGAGGAGAACAGUCUUGGCUUCCAGCGCCUCUGCAUCCCUUGCCAGAGUCUGGGUGAAGAGCCAGAGGAACUGCCAAGAGGCAUCCUUGUUGGGAUGAGACCCACUGAACCGUGGAGCUCAAGCAAAGCGGCUUAUUCUAAAGCAGGGCUCUCCAAAGCUUGGCAGCCUUAAGACUUGUGGACUUCAACUCCCAGAAUUCCCCAGCCAGUUGCCAAGUUUGGAGAGCCCCGUUCUAAAGUAGUAGACAAAGCAAGACUUUGAGAUGUGCCACAGAGAAAGACUUCCUGAAUAUGGAAGUCCUAUUGGGAUCAUUUGGUUAAGCUUAAAAGGAGUUAAAAACCAAACUAUGCCGUUUUGGGACCCCUCUUCACUCAGGUAGAGGUUGCAAAUGAUGCUUUUCUAAAUCAGGUUUCAAGAUGGCAGGUUCUGGUAGUGAUGGGAGACUUCUGUUACCCCAAUACUUGCUGGAAAAUGAAGAGUAAAGUUCCAGCAGGUUUCUCCUCUCUCAGCAGUGAAUGCAGUGUAAACACUGUGGCGUCAUCAAGCUCGGGCCCACCUGACCAGUAUUUUCCUCCCUGUGCCUCCCCCUCCCCGAGGAAACAGAUAACAUGGAUGUUUCUAAAUUACUGGCCUUGAGAGACCUCCCUAAUUAACAGACACCCCGAUUACAGUCAUCCAAGUCUGUGGCCACCAUCAUAUGGGAGUGAUGUAUAAAGGAGGCCUUUCUUUCAGCUCCAUUGGCUGAGCCCACCUGAUUCCUUCUCCCUCUCCACUUCCUCUAUGCAAUACAUGGUUUUCUGUUUUUACAAUUGGGUCACGUCUCCUCGUUCUCCUUUUUUCUAUCUAAGCGGUGACUGGCAAACAGCAGAUGGCAGCAGCUGACUAAUCUCGAGAAAGCUGAGGAUUGCGCUUGGGUAAAUACUUGGAUGGAGAAUUGCCAGAGGGCCAGGGUUACGAGGUAAACUGGGAAGCAGGGGGAAAAAACAGGGUGGCAAGGAAGGGCCGUCAGCAAGCCCACCUGCCAAGAAGGGAGAAAUGGCAAAGUUUGCUUCCCAUGUAGGAAGUCCUCGACAUACGACCAUAAUUUGGAGCAGAAUCUCCGUUGCUAAGCAAGACGGUUGUUAAGUGAGCCUCACCAGCUGAUGACACUUUUUGCCAUAAAAGGUUGUUAAACAAAUCACUGCAGUUCUUAAGUGAAUCACGUCAUUAAGUGAAUCCGGCUCACUAUUGACUACUUGUAGGAAGUCAGUUGGGAACGUUGCGAAUGAGGAUUUUGUUUAAUCCUGGGAGACAGCAACCCUUACAGAUAUAUGCUGGUUGCCAAUUGCCCAAAUUGCGAUCGUGAAUGUAGGGAUGUUGCAAUGGUCAUAAGUGUGAGGACUGAGCCUAAGUCACUGCAGUUGUAACUUCAAAAACUCGUUAAAUGAAUAGUUGUAAAUCAAGGACUCCCUGUAUUUGUGUUUUCUCAAUUUCUGCAACCCCCUCAGAACCUUCCAUCAGUAAAUCUGGCUGAUGGAUUAUGUGUUUCAAGUCAGUAUUCACUUUUAAUAACCAUUUUAUUUAUUUAUUACAUUAAUAAACCUCCACUACUGUUUAGACUCCAUCCCGAAGGCUGCCUUCCAGUAGAGUAGCCAUUGCCCUGGGAGUCCUCUGCUUUUUUCUCCUUCCAACUCCCCAAGCAUUUGGGACCUUCAGGGAAGGUGGAGCUUUGCAAAACACUUGCAUCUUGAAUGUGAAAUUUAGCUCGGUUUGUUUCAAGAUCCAUUCUUUUACGUCUAUCCACAAUAUUCCCAUGAAUCCUCUCUGGCAUCAGCCUCCGGAACCGUCAGUACUUCCAUCUUCUUCAAAUCCAGUUUCUGCUUCCACAGAAGAUCAUAGAGAAUUAGCGAGACUUGGCGCAAUUCUGAUCUUUUGUAGGUGGAGACAUAUCACAGAUCUGCACCGCUUUUCCAAGAGCCUUCAGGCAGGGGUGACGUCUUCCCAGUUCGGCCUGGUUUGGUCGAAUCGGUAGGGAGGAAUGUCCCUGGUUCUGCGAACCACUAGUAAAGAAUAGCUUCCAAGGACUGCAUGGCUCAGCUGUGGGCUGUGCGAUCGUCGGAAGC